Molecule: messenger RNA, 11778 nt
Organism: Hemicordylus capensis (graceful crag lizard)
Lineage: Eukaryota; Metazoa; Chordata; Lepidosauria; Squamata; Cordylidae
Gene: PRDM11
Product: PR/SET domain 11
Exons: 8
Coding region: 482-4012 (1176 amino acids)
Molecular function (GO): protein binding
Source: RefSeq, a predicted model, not a curated record
GGAGCGGGGGUGUUUGGCUGUCAUGGGGUGGCUGGCGGGCAAGCGAGCUGCUGGCGCGGCGAGGAAGAGGAGAGCGGAGGAGGGUCCGAGGCGAGGGAUCUGGGGAAGACUCCCCUCUAGCGCCGAGCCUGGGCCGCGAGGCCAGCCAGCCCGCGUCGCGUCCCUCCUCCUCCUCCCGGUUCGGGGGGUCCCCGGGCUCGGCCCCCGAACGCCCCUCUCUUCCGUUCGCCAUGUCAUUUCCUGUGCUAAUAAGAUGGUGGUCACGGCCGGGAGGGAGGGAGCCGCCGCAGCUGCCUCCUCCUCUUCCACCGAGCCCGGCCCGGCCCCGGGACUUGUCCUCGCCUGGGACUAGCGAGCCAGGCUGGGCUGGCCGGGCCGGCGCCGAAGAGGGAGGCGGGGGACGGGGGCGGCGGGACGGGGCACCGCGGGGAGAGCUGGGCUGCCCCCAGACGACGAGCCAGGGCCCCGCAGCGCCGAGAACAUGAGUGAAAAACUGAAUGACUGCUUGGGGGAGAUGGUGACUAUCAAGACAGAGCCCUGCUCUCCAUGCCAGGAAGAAGAAUAUGGACAACUCUGCUCAGGAAAGGUUGAUUCCCAAUCUGUGGACAUUGCACCUAAGAAGCUGAAAGGAAAGCAGGAUUUGAUCAUGUCUAAGAGCUUUCAGCAAGUGGAUUUCUGGUUCUGUGAGUCUUGCCAGGAGUAUUUUGUGGAUGAAUGUCCAAACCACGGCCCACCCAUGUUUGUGUCAGAUGCUCCAGUACCCAUUGGCAUCCCUGACCGAGCUGCGCUGACAACCCCACCUGGCAUGGAGGUCGUGGAAGAACCCAAUGGGGAGCGGGAUGUGCGCUGUGUGAAUGAGGUUAUCCCCAGAGGUCGUAUCUUUGGACCAUAUGAAGGGAAGCUCUCCAGUCAGGACAAGUCAGCAGGAUUCUUCUCUUGGCUGAUUGUUGAUAAGAACAACCGCUAUAAGUCUAUAGAUGGGACAGAUGAAACUACAUCAAACUGGAUGAGGUACGUGGCCAUAUCCCGAGAAGAGAGGGAACAGAACCUGAUGGCGUUCCAGCACAGUGAGAGGAUUUACUUCCGGACUUGUCGGGACAUCCGGCCAGGGGAGAGGCUGAGGGUCUGGUACAGUGAGGAUUACAUGAAGCGACUGCACAGCAUGUCUCAGGAGACCAUCAACAGAAACCUCACGAGAGGAGAUAAAAAAUUACUAAGGGAAAGGUCAGGCAGAAAUAUGGAAAAUCAAGAGGAUAUGAACUAUCCCCUCGAGCUCACGACAUCAAAGCAAGGGAAGAGCCCAUACAAGCGGAGCUUUGAAGAAGGGAUAUCUCAACCCCAAACCAAGAAAAAGAAAAUAGAUCUGAUUUUCAAAGAUGUCCUAGAAGCUUCUCUAGAGUCAACAAAGAUGGAAGAGCAUAAGUUAACAAAAAAUGCUACUCCUUCCACUAGAAAGUCUGCCAGAUUCCAAGUUCAAGAUGUCUCAGAAAGUUGUGGAACUGAUAUUCUGCACAGCUCUCCAAACCACAGCAGAGGCAGAAAUGAGGGUGAGUGGAAGAUCCCCCAUGGCUCCUCUUUCACCAUGUCCAAAGAAAUUGGCCUGCUGGAAGAUGAAAGUGAAGAACCCUUGUCAUUUAAAGUGAAUAGCCCCACUGAUCUCUCUUUGGCAUCAACUCAAGAUGAUGCCCUAGAGAUACCAACAACUUCUUUGUGUCCUAACUGCAUACGGUUGAAGAAGAAGAUUCGUGAGUUGCAGGCUGAACUAAACAUGCUAAGAUCUGGCAAGUUAGCUGAGCCACCUUUAUUACCUCCUCAGGUACCUGAAUACCAAGCGUUUUCAUACCCCACAGCUUCAGAAGGCAUCAUGUCCGUUCCCACCAUCAUGGAGGAUGAUGACCAAGAGGUGGAUUCAGCAGAUGAAUCAGUCUCAAAUGACAUGAUGAUAGCCACAGAUGAGCCCUCCAAGAUGUCUGCUGUCACCAGGAGGAUUCGGCGCUUCAAGCAAGAGUGGCUGAAGAAAUUUUGGUUUCUGCGGUACUCCCCUACACUGAAUGAAAUGUGGUGCCAUGUCUGCCGGCAGUAUACAGUGCAAUCCUCUCGGACUUCCGCCUUCAUCAUUGGCUCUAAGCAAUUUAAGAUACACACUAUAAAACUUCAUAGCCAGAGCAACCUCCACAAGAAGUGCCUGCAGCUUUACAGGCUCAGGAUGCACCCAGAGAAGACAGAAGAGAUGUGCCGAAACAUGACUUUGCUCUUCAACACGGCCUACCAUUUAGCUAUGGAAGGCCGGCCCUAUUGUGACUUUAGGCCUCUUGCAGAACUACUGAGAAAGUGUGAACUCAAAGUGGUGGAUCAGUAUAUGAAUGAGGGAGACUGUCAAAUCUUAAUUCAUCAUAUCGCUCGAGCUCUUAGAGAGGAUCUAGUUGAACGGGUCAGGCAAUCUCCUUUCCUCAGCAUCAUUUUGGAUGGGCAGAGCGAUGACUUGCUUGCUGACACAGUUGCAGUUUAUGUACAGUACAUCAGCAGUGAUGGGCCUCCAGCCACUGAAUUCCUCUCUCUCCAAGAGUUGGGCUUUUCCACAACAGAUAGUUAUGUCCAGGCAUUAGAUAGGGCUUUUUCCUCCCUGGGAAUAAGGCUGCAGGAUGAAAAGCCAAGUGUUGGUUUGGGAGUAGAUGGUGCUAACAUUACUGCCAGCCUUAGAGCCAACAUGUACAUGACAAUCAGAAAGACUCUGCCUUGGUUGCUCUGCUUACCCCUUAUGGUACACAAGCCACACUUGGAAAUAUUGGAUGCAAUUAGUGGGAAAGAGCUUCCAUGCCUGGAAGAGUUAGAGAACAACCUGAAGCAACUGCUCAGCUUUUAUCGUUACUCCCCCAGGCUGAUGUGUGAGCUUAGGGUCACCGCUGCUACUCUCUGUGAGGAGACUGAAUUCCUGGGAGAUAUUAGAGCAGUGAAAUGGAUCAUUGGAGAGCAAAAUGUUCUCAACGCUCUGAUCAAGGAUUAUCUGGAAGUGGUGGCCCAUCUCAAAGAUGUCAGUGGCCAAACCCAAAGGGCAGAUGCAUCUGCCAUCGCCUUGGCUCUCCUGCAGUUCCUUAUGGAUUACCAGUCAAUUAAGCUGAUAUAUUUUUUGCUGGACGUCAUUGCUGUACUUUCACGCCUUGCCUUUGUCUUCCAAGGUGAAUAUCUCCUUGUGUCGCAAGUUGAUGACAAAAUAGAGGAGGCCAUCCAAGAGAUCAGCAGGCUGGCAGAUUCUCCUGGCGAAUAUCUACAGGAAUUUGAGGAGAACUUCCGUGAAAGCUUUAAUGGUGUUGCUGUGAAAAACCUACGGGUGGCUGAAGCCAAAUUCCAGUCAAUUCGAGAAAAAAUAUGCCAGAAGACCCAGGUGAUUCUAGCUCAAAGGUUUGAGCCCCGCAGCCGAGCGUUUGUGAAAGCAUGCCAGGUGUUUGACCUUGCAGCUUGGCCAAGAAGCGCAGAGGAGCUCAUGAGCUAUGGCAGGGAAGACAUGGUGCAAAUCUUUGAGCAUCUGGAAGCUGUUCCGUCCUUUUCCACAGAAGUCAGCAGGGAGGGCAUGGACACCAGAGGGAGUUUGCUCAUGGAAUGGCGAGAACUCAAGGUGGAUUAUUAUACCAAAAAUGGUUUUAAAGAUUUAAUCAGUCACAUUUGUAAAUACAGGCAGCGAUUUCCUCUUUUAAAUAAAAUAAUCCAGAUCCUCAAAGUCCUUCCCACCUCCACAGCCUGCUGUGAAAAGGGGCGCAAUGCUCUUCAGAGGGUGCGCAAAAACAAUCGUUCUCGGCUCACUCUGGAACAGCUCAGUGAUCUUUUGACAAUUGCUGUUAAUGGACCACCUAUUGCCAACUUUGAAGCCAAGAGGGCACUAGAUAGUUGGUUUGAGGAGAAAUCUAGCAAUAGUUAUGCACUGUCUGCAGAAAUGCUAAGCAGGAUGUCCUCUCUGGAUCAGAAACCAGUGCUACAGAGCAUGGACCACGGAUCAGAAUUUUACCCUGAUAUUUAGCAAGGAAUGCCUCUCAUUUAGAAAGCUGUUGAAUUUUUUUUAAAUCAAUACUCUAAGCUUUGAUAUAUUAUAUUAUAUGUAAACCCCACACUGAAAAUUAUCUGAUGGAAGCUAGGAGGAAUUUUUAAGAAUGAGACCACACUUAACAUUUACUGACAUCUUCAACCGUGGCAGCUGCAGUGUAGGUGGCAACAUUUCAUUCUUCAGAAACAUGUGCUGGGGCCAUAGUCUGCAUUUUCAAACUGAAUCAAUGUAUAAGCUAGACAUGGCAGGCUGUCGUCAUCCUACUUCUCACUUUGCUUUCAUUUAUGUAUCUGUUUUCUCCCUCUGCCAUUUUCCCUUCGUUUGUCAAGUGUUGAGCCAUUUCAGCUCCUUACUAAUGAUCACCAGGUUUUUCUGAGCCCUGUGUGUACAUCUUGGAAUUCUUUUCCAACUCCCCAGUUUCAUCUAGGUUAGAAUGGAUUCUUACACACCUUCUGAUAUCUGGUAAACUUCUUUGUUUCUGUCAAUUAACCCGUGAUGGCCCUUUCUCGGUCUUACACACCAAUGGGCAUUUUGCAUAUAAGGCAAAUGAUUCUGCUACUCCUGUGAAAGUUCUACUAACAAGUCAUGUAUCUGACAAUAUGAUAGCAUGUGCAGAUUAAAAUAGCAUAAUGCAGAAGUUGGGGAGGGGUUUUGUUGGGUUUUUUUGCAUUUAUAUUUUUAUAUCAUAGGGGAUAAGGAAAAAAAUUAAACUUUACUGAAAACCCGGGCUGCUGUGGAAGCUAGAUAGCCAAUGAGUCAAGUCCCAUAAUAGGGUGGAGACUCCAGGGCUUAAAAUAUAUGUAUGUUAAUUUUAUGUUAUUUAUACUCUGUCUUUAUAAUCAUAAAUGGGUUGUGUCUUCUGUUUGUUUGGUUUUUUAAUAAGUGAAAGAAAUGCCUGCUAUAUUUCUGUGGCAGGGGAUAUCAAUGCAAGCUCCAUCUUUGGCUGUUAUCACAUGACAAUGUUCUUUGAGAAGUUCACAUAUCCUCCUUUGACUAAGAUUUUAAAAUUCCAUUGUGUGGCAAAAGAAAAUGGAAUGUUGUGCUUAUUUCUGUGAACUGUUCCUUUUGAAGGGUGCAGAGUCUGACAGAAGUAUGAAAAUUGGGAUUUGCAGUUGAAACUAUAAACACAUUUGUGGAGAUCCUUUUUUUUAACCCAAACAGGUCAGGUUAAAUAAGCCAAAACAAGCACAAAAUCUCCACUAGUGUUUGUGCCAUGCACUGCUAAUAUGAUAUAGGGCUGCAUCAUGACUGUAUUGGAUAAUCACAGGAAUAAGAAGGAACUCUUUUGCCCAGAACUACUACUAGGAUGGCAUGUUUCCAGAGGGACUAACCUCAUGCCAGUCUGCAUUGUUUUUGAUAUAUAGCAAUGAUGUCAGUUACACUGAACCUUUCCUUAUCCCCCACCCUCUCCCCACCCCUCUUUUUCCUACCCCUUCCCAUUGGUCUUGGUGCUAAGGUAUCUCUGGAACCGUUGCUGCUAGAUUAUAGCUUUUCAUUUAUAUAAAUAUAUUAUUUUAUUUUAAAACAGUAUGUUUUCAAUGGUAAUGUAGCAUGCUAUUAAAGCAGUUUUUCUCUUAAGGUAUAUCUGCACCGGGGUCCCCUGCUGCAUCCCCCACCCCCCGAUUUCAGUUCGUCCCUCAUUGUCCCAGAAAUAAUCCUAGCAUUUUUCUCAUGCAGAUGUGCUUCUUACUGUCAGGACUCUAGGCUUAUUUUUUAGACAGUAUCUUUGUUGUGAUGUCCAAAGAAAAGUGGGGAUGAAGGCAAGGCUUUUUGCUGUCUGUCCUUGGUAUUGUAAAGUAACUGGAGUUGUCCAAGAUAUUCCUCUCCAUCUGCAGAUAAAAAGACAACAAGAAGAAAAAAAUUCAUUAGUUGUUUAUAACAAAUGCAUAAUAUUAGUAUAAUUAUUCUUUUUAAAAAGAAAAGAGGUAUUGAGGUAAAGGAAAACAGAUGGAGGUAGGUAGGAUAUCAUUAAAAAUUGUCCAAUAUAAUUGUGCAAAAAUUGCUACAUAAUGCGAUGCUGAUUUUCGUGUGUGAGGACAGACGAAAGUGAAGGAUUAAUCAGGGACAAUCAGGGAUAGGAAACGGGAUGAAGUGCAGGCUACAUCAACUCCUUUUGCGGAAAGAACUGGUGCAAAUAUACCUUCGGUCAUUUCCACUGCCAAGGUUCGUGCACUGCCUUCUCACUCCACCCCACCCCUGGCUGAAAAAGAAGCACAGAGAUCGGUGGCUUGUUUGCUUUCCAGUAGUCUCUCUCUCUUUUAACCUCACAAGUAAUGUUUAUACUGGGAUUCAAAAAAUUGUGUGGGCUCUCUCUCUCUCGAUCUAUCUAUCUCUAUCUGUAUAUAUGCCUUUGACCUUGGGGUGAAGGUGAGAAUGAUGGGCAGAUGAAGAUUCUUUCACCAAUAUUAAGUCCAUAUAGCUUUGACAAUUUUUGCCAGUAAUUACACCAUCAAUAUUAACAUACCCUGACAUUUGUCCACCAGUGUUCUUAGUUCCAGAAUAGCUGUUACUCCUCGCUAGCAAUAGACAGAAUAGUUUGUUUACACAACCAAAAAAUAUAGAUGAAUACUUUCUUCCAUUCUUUACUGCCAGUGGUUUUUGGUCACAUUUAUGGGCCAUGGAAUAUCCCAGCCACCUCUGGGAUUUUCACUGGCUGUUUUUGAAGGAGUUAAAAUCAAUAGAGCACCUGGAUCCAAAUAGUGGCAUGCAUUGAUAAAGAUAAUUUGCAGGAUGUAGUUGAUGGUUUGUGCUUUGCAGCACUCAUUCCUUUCUAUAGUGUUACAGCAGAGUGAGUAGACUAGGUAGUGUCUCUAGAGUGAAUCCAAACCAUGAUUUGCAUUAAGAAACAGAAAUUGAACAAAAAUGUCUGUAUGAUUUAAUGUACAGUAGAAUGUCACUGCAACAUGCCCUCCCAAGUGUCAACAAAUUGCUAGGACUAGUUAAUCUGUUUUCCAUGUUAUCUUUCAUACUUUUUCAUUAUCAGUUUGAACAAGGAAGAUUUUGGUAGCAUACAAAGUUGACCUCAGCCCUCUGUCAGAAGAGCAAGAUGCUUUUCGUUUAAUGGACUAUUCCCCUUCCAUAGUUGUUAUGAACUUUUGCUAAGCAAGAAAAGUCAUGACACCUCUUCCUGUGCUCCAUUUAUGCCCAAGUCUUGAUGGGCUGUAGUGUUCUGUAUGUAAAUGGACAAUAAAAUGAAAAAUUUGUAACAAUCAGAAUGCUAAGUGUAGAAAAGGUACAUGGCAUAAGCUUCCAUGAAAGCUUCCUCUUCUAGUUUUAGGACGUUCAGAACAAUCCAAGCAUGUGUUUAAAAAUCAGGGUACGUUCAAUCCAACCAAAAGUAAUCGUUUUUUUUAAGUCCACUUGGUUUUAGUAGGGGACGAAAGCAUGCACUUAACUCAUUUGUAUUAAAAUCAAUGGAGCUUCAAAGUGCGUACAUUUUACUGGAUCAAGGGGUUGGGUUUUUUUGCAUUUGGAAGAUUUCAGGUUAUCAGUUCAUGUAAAUAGUUAAUCCAACUUGGUCAAACGCGACUGAUGAUCUCUAGGAGUCAAGUUACAUUUGCAGCCUUAGCUAUGAUACUACAAAAACUGUCUUUCUAUUUAAAAUAUGAUGGGUUUCCACAGCUGUGCUCCAAAGUGGCAAAACUUCUUGUCUUUUUGUUAUCAAAUAUGAUCUAUUCAGAAUCCAAGUUCUCAGUCUGAUGGAAAUGUAUGCCGUGUUCCAUCUCUAAAACUUCUUCCAAAUUCACCAGCAAAAUAUGCCAUUAUCAUUACACUUGAGUGGUGUAACAUGUUUCAUCACACACACACACACAUCCCUUUUGUGAUGGAGUUGCUUAUUUUAGUUAAAGGACAGAGAUGCCUAGAAUAAAAUCCUGGCUCCUCUGAGAUCAGUUCCACUUCAGUGAAGUCAUAAGUCAAACCUAGGAUUCAGUUGUGCAGUAGUUAGUAGUAGUUCUGGCCAGUUGCCAACAAGUCAACCUGUUACACUAUGCAAAUGGUACUAAUUUUUGGCAUGCUGUGAAUAAAAAUCUGUUUGCUAAAUGUUUUAGUGGUAAUGAUAACAUAAAGACAUGGUGUGUGAUCCAAUCUGAUCUCAUCUGUAGCCCUUGUUGAAUGUCCGUAGCCAGGUAUAUAAUAACUGCAGGAUGAGGACUACAUUAAAAAUGUGUAUUGGAGGGUAAAACAGCUUUUUAUUGCCACUCUGUAUCCCUAGGAGGGUUUUGAGCAAUUGUAUUCAACUGAUACUUGUCUAAGCUCACUUGUUACACUUGAGCUGUCUGAUCACAGUCUCAAUCAGGCGAACUAAAGAAAGGCUGAAUGCUGUGAAAAUAAGACACUAGAGGGCGUCAGCUGAUAGCCGUUUGUGGGCAAAAAAGCACAAGGGAAGAGCUAUUUGGUGUAUAUCGGAAAGUCUCUAUUUGAAACACUUUAUACUGGUUUCUCAUGGAAUGAGGAGGGGAUAAAAGAUGUCAGCUCAAAAUAUACCUCUUGGGAAACCAAAUGGGAUCAGGCAUCCUGUUCUGUUCUUUCAAUAGUUUAUUGUUAUGAAUGUGUGAUCUCUUAGAAUACAAAAAUGUUUGAAGGACAAAAAGGUGAUGGUUUGUAAUCAAAUAUUUCCUUUAUAGCAUCUGAUGGAUUAAACUGUGCACUUCUUACUUUCAGAGUCCUGACUCAAAUGGGGUUAGAUUUCCCACCUACCUUUUUAACUCAGGCUCUUCUUACAGAUGUAUGCUUCUGUUUGGCAGAAGCAUACUAAGCACAUAUUCCUGUGGUCAUCAAGCCAAAUGGAACAGGGAUGAUGGUAAUGGAACAGGAUACCAAAGUUCUUCCUACAUUAGCAAAAGCACAGUGAGAACGAGUGUAGACAUUGCAAGUACAUGCUCUUACAGAGGGCUGGUUCUGGCACACUUUUUUGCAUUAAAAUGGGGUUUUUGUGUGUGCGUGUGUUGCUUGUGCCUGUUGCUUGCACUUUUGCUGGAAUGGACUCUCAAACAUCUUGGUCCCGCAGCACAAACACAGCUACUAGGGAGUCUUUCAGGUUAAACUGGGGCUGACAUCUACAAAAAAAUAACAUCCCUUUAGAGACUCCUGUCUUAAAAUAAAAUAAAGGUUUCUUGAACAGUACAUACCUGUACUCUGCUUUUCAGUCACUCCAGUAAUAUCUAUGCAAUUCCCACCUCCCUUGGAGACAUGUAAAAUGCAUAUGCAUGAAACCUGCUGUAUGUGCUCAGUGCACAUGCAUGUAAGGUACAAUCCAAGAAAGGACUUGUGCCCUGAAAAUCCCAUUGUUUUCAAUGGUAUAUCUCUGGAUUGCAUUCACUGGGCCUGAUCCAACCAAAGCCAAACACUUUUAGGUCACAUUGAUUUCAGUAGCAAAGAGCUGAGCCCGUGCUUAAUUUCCUCUUUGAAAUCAGUGGGACAGAGCUGUCGACCUUUGACUAGGGCAUGAUCAUAGCCUAUAUAUGAUAAGCCAAGUACCAAUGCAUAUACAAACACACCAUGUAAUGAACUAAUUCACAUGCCUAUGUAUCACUAUAUAAAUAAAGUACUAUAUAUUUAUAUAUUUCUAUGUUUCCAAUAGAUAGAUAUAUACAAGACAUUUAGAAAUAACCGACUGUUGUGGUGCAAAGGAUGGCUUUGUUGAGAGGCAUACUGCACUGAAGACUAAAGUCCUCAGUGUUUUAGAAAGGCUAUAACGAUAGCAGGUAGCCUUGCCCUAAGGUCUGCCUACAUGUAUAAAGCGAUGAAGUGAAAAAGAUUUUGCUGUGAGGAAGAAUUCUUCUAUUGGCAUGGAAGACAAGAUGCCAGAUGAAGCCUGUGUUGGGACCUUCUUGUCAGCAAUGACAAGUAAACACUUCCCCAUUGGUGUUGAUUAUACUAUAGAUACUCACUUUGGCUGAUAUACAUCUUAUCCACAUAUGCACUUUCCCACCUCUGAGUGUAUUGAUUUUAAUGAAUCCAAAUCCCAGUAUAUUGAAUAUAGCUUGCAUCCCCUGCCCCGCCCCCAGCUGGUAUUAUUUGAUGGCUGACAAAACAAAAUGGUGUGAUAAACUUAGGAGUGAAAUCCAGGCAUCAUUUGUGUGUGGGAAAGCCCCAUUGAUUUCAGUGGCAUUCAUUCCCAAGCAAUUAGGUGUAAGAUUGCAUUAGGAUUGUAUGUGGAACACAAGUCAGAGCAAGGUCAAAAAAGGGAGAGAAUGGAAGAUGGAGCAGAGCAUAAGAAUAGAGCUAUGGGUACAAUGGUAAAUAGGUGGAUGGAUUUAGUUGGGGAGCCAUGCCAGUGGCUUUCCCUAUCCAUGCAUUUGUCUUGCUGUUCCUCAGCUAUGUUUCUCAUCCUGUCUGGUUACAUUUCAAAGAGCAGCUACUUUUUAAUUGUGAACUGAGCAAACAGGUUGACUGUCAAAAUGGCUUUCAGGAUGGACAAUAGUAAGACAGAUCUGAAAGCUGCAUUGAUUUCAGAAGUGUUGAUUUGCGGCAUUAUGACUGAACCACUCCAGCGAAAUAACUUGUAAUGUGAUUAUACUCUUUGUAAUAUGAAUGGCAGAUUUGUGCAUUCGUUGCAGACCCAAGCUGCAAUUUUCAUUUAUCAUCCUUUGUGAAAUAUAUGUCAAAGUCUUUGAGCUGGACAGCUUCUUUCCCUUCUCCCUUUCACUACACACAUGCUCUGAUUUGGAGAAAGCCAUUCAAAUUAUGCAGUUGGGAAUUAUUUUCUGUUUGCUUAAAUCUGUAAGGCAGGUACCUAGGAUAGCAAGACUCUUUUAAUUCAGUGCUAGCAAUUUUCACUGGUUCAGUUGUUUCAUCCCGUGAAGUGGGGGAAAUGUUAGAUUUGAACUUCCAGUUAUCCAAUCACUAUGUAAUGCCUUAUGCAAGUUUUUAAAAAAUGUUUUUGGGGGGCUGGUGAGGGAAAUGUAGUAAUCGUUACUUUUUCCUCAACCACAGAGCUAUCUAUCUACAUGCACUGGUGUUGCACAGUGCCGCAAGCUUGUGCCGCACCCCUCUGGUGAGUUUGUUAUCGUUUGUUAUUUGUCUGGGCUUUGCCACCACACAACUCUGGAAACCCACCUCAGUUACAAACCUGGCCUACCUGAAACCCCGCAAGCUGCUGGACUGUAGAAUACGAGAACAGCUACCUAGAAAACAUACUCCUCAGGACUGAAACUCAUGGAAAGUUACCCUCUUGUGGCUACUGGGUCGGCUCUCCAGCCUGCAUGCUGCCAACAAAGCACCCUCACUCUGUACAGAAAUCCCCUCAAGCACUGCACCUCAUGUAUAGAAAUCUCCCCAGCCCAUGCUGGGGAGGCACAUCACACAAACUGUAAUUAUAUAAAUACCACAGGAGAAGUUGGGUUUCUUCUAUUCAGGCAUCCCCACAGACUCACUUUACAAGAAUCAAAGGGAGAGAAGAUACCCCCCUCAUGUUUGCUUCUCCCCCUUCCCAUUUCAAGCUCAGUUUCAAACUGUUAGUUCAAUGAUGCACACACACAAAUGAGGGGAGGGGGAUAAGCAAUCUAGAAGUCUAUUAUUACAUAUGUAUUAAAAUGUUAAUAUCACACUUUUUUUCUGACGUUUAAAAUGUUAUUACUUUGCAGACUAUGCUUUAUAGUACCUGUGUGAAAGGGCCUAGGACACUGGAUACGAAUAGAGCUAUGUUGAUAUAUCAUAGUAUGUACACAAAAACUUUCAUUUUGUCAUACAUUAUACUUGUAAUGUAAAAUGAUUAUUAAUAAAAAAAACACUUCAGUUUA